Molecule: messenger RNA, 3979 nt
Organism: Topomyia yanbarensis
Lineage: Eukaryota; Metazoa; Arthropoda; Insecta; Diptera; Culicidae
Exons: 7
Coding region: 969-3569 (866 amino acids)
Biological process (GO): regulation of neuron differentiation; positive regulation of transcription by RNA polymerase II
Cellular component (GO): nucleus
Molecular function (GO): DNA-binding transcription factor activity, RNA polymerase II-specific; RNA polymerase II transcription regulatory region sequence-specific DNA binding
Source: RefSeq, a predicted model, not a curated record
UCUAUCAGCUCAACGUGAUAGGUACGCCGUCGUUGCCGCGCCGCCGCCCGUACAAAGUUUUCGACUGCAUGAAUAAUAAAAACAUAACGAGUCCGUGUCAGUAGACAAUCAGACAGCCAUCAGUAAAUAUCGCGCUAGGUACUUGGACCGCAGCAGAAGGCAGGAUUCAACCGUCGGAACCCGUGACGGAACGAUCGGUUUUGAAUGCGCGCGCGCAUGCUUCGGAAGAUUUAUCGAGAUCGCAAAAUCGAUCGCGGCGAAACAAGACAAACUUGGUGACGAAUUGAUUGAAGUUGGUUGGCUUGCGGCAAAUUGGGCAACCUGUUACUCGAAGCGAGCACCAGGAUCAGUGAACAUGUGAUUUAUCGAGACUGCCCGAAAUAAGGAAUAAAGGAAACGCGUUCGAAGAUGUUCCCAGGGAGCGUGUGAAUGUUUGUGGAAUCCUGUUCCCCACUUACCACCCCCCUUGCGGUUGUUUGAAAAGUGAACGAGGGAAAUAUUUGUGUUAUUAUUUAUUGUUUCGAAAAUUUGAUGCGUCAAGAGGGGGAUCAGUCAGUCGGCGCUGCAGCUUGCUGAGACGAAUGCAUCCAGCGGGAUGCGAAAAUUGAAAUUUUAAGUGGAGUGACAGUGCGGUAUAUUGUUGCUGGCAGUUGUUUGUGGAUUUUUUGUUUGUGUUAUGGUAGCAGAGCAUCGCGGGAGGAAUGCUGACAAUGCGAGCCACCGAUAUGAGCGGGAUUUUAAAUUAGGCCCGAAAAUGAGUGCAAAUAUUUCAUCGAAAUUAUACGUUUUGAAUUUGUGAUCCAGAUCCAGAUUGCUGUCCUGAACGGAAUCAGGAUCGGACCAGCACUUUGUGGAGUAAAGCACACAUCAUCAAGUUACCGUAAGCGGAGUUCUGUCUCUCGAAGACGGGGAGCAAUUUUCGGAGCCAUAGCAAAAGUUUAGCAGCCGAGAAAAUAUUUUUUGUGAAAAUGUCGCUUGAUAACAGCUUGGACGAGGAGUACGGAUCCAGUGUUGGUGAAGCGGAACCAAUGGGGACGCUCAAAAGGAUCAAGUUGGAGAGUGACAACGAUAGCCAAAACGGAAGUUUCGGCGAACUGCUAAACAGUACAAACAUCAAAAGUGGAUUAGACAUGCGCAUUCGAUGUGAUGACGGUGCGCUAGGAAAUGCCAAUUCUGUUUUGAGUGGGGCUGCGACUGAGAGUCUGCUCGGUGGCGGAAUCUACGGUGGUGGUGGCAGUGGCCUGAAUAACAAUAACAACAGUGACGCCUUGAACAACAACAACAAUUCCGUCAAAGUGAAACUUGGCGACGUCGAUGAGGUGAAAUUUGGCGAGUUUAGUAAAUUUCUAGCCGAUAAUGAGAAGGACGAGAAUAUGGCAACGGUGUUGGAGCUACUGCACGAAAACUAUGGUCUGAUCCAGCGGUACGCCUCCGGCUACGAUUGCAACAGCGAAAAGUGUCAGUACGAGAACCUGCACGAGCACUUCCACUGCUACGAUACGUUCUGCCGGGGGAAGGUCCUGUACAAAAAGUACGAAAUCAUCCGGCAUCUCAAGUGGCACAAAAAGCGGAAGGAAUCCCUCAAGUAUGGAUUUUAUCGGUUUUCUUCCUCGGAUGACUGUAGCAUCCAGUACGGGAGCUGUCAGCAUAACCACAAGCACACGCACUAUCACUGUGUGCACGAGAACUGUGAUAAGGUGUACAUCAGUACCAGCGACGUGCAGAUGCAUGCCAACUACCACCGGAAGCACGAGGCGAUAGUGAAGAAUGGAUUUCAACGGUUUCGGGCCACGGAGGAAUGCAAAACGGACCAUUGUGUGUUUAAGGGUCAGAAAACGACACACUUUCACUGCAGGCGGGAGAAUUGCAAGUACACCUUCAAGAAUAAGGCGGAUAUGGAAAAACACAAAACUUACCACCUGAAGGACGAAAUGCUGCUCCGGGAUGGCUACAAAAAGUUCCUCAAAUCGGAAGAUUGUACCUACAAAAAUUGCCGCUUUUCACGGGUUUGCAACCAUAUCCACUGUAUGCACGAGAACUGUCACUAUGUGCUGCACUCUAGCGGUCAGCUGUUAAGUCACAAGCGGAAACACGAACGAAUGGAUACCGAAGUGGACUACCGUCGGUUCCAGAUGGCGCGCAAUUUGUUGAGCAAAUUCAACAAUACCUAUCGCACCGAAGACGGUACAUCACCGGUGAAAGACGACGAAGAGCCUCCCACUUCUCCGCAGUCAGCCGAAGCGGUGGUUAGAAACCCUGUGCUGGACUUGCUAGCGAUUAUGUCCGAGCUUACGUUUAGGGCGCUUCCACUACAAAUGAUGCUCCACAUGAGAAUGCAGAUGCUGCAAAACAUGAGCUAUGAGCAAGUGCUGGCACCGGAAAACGUCGAGGGAAUAAAAAGGCUAUCUGAAAGUGGGUUUGCGGAAGAAUAUCUCAGGCAACUUUAUAAACUCAACGAAAGCAUGUGCCAUUCAAACGAUCACCCUGCAAUGGAUGUCGAUUCAUCCGUGUUGGGAAUGACCAUGACGCAAGGGAGUCCAAUAGCUGACGUGUCUAGUAUUUUUGGUAGCUCAAGUAGUCAGCCAUCACUAAAGCGGAAGCUCGAAGAAGAAUUUUCGCCCUCUUCGGCUUCUUUGAAUUUAGAAUCGCCUUUCUCUUUAUCAAAAGAAGCUAACAUAACCCUGAACAAGUCCAAACUACUCUCCAACCCAUCUGUAGAUUAUCGCCUGCUAAAAAAAGAAGAUACCGGUUUUGGAGAGACUUGUUCAGAGACAUCUACCUCACAGCCGGAUCGACCGAAGAAUCUGCUGGAAAGUGCCAACUUUCUGCAGUUCACCUCCAGUAAAACGCUGUUCAACAGAAAACGAGGUCGUCCACGUAAGAAUCAUGUAAUGGAAGUGUACAACAAUGUUCAGGAUUCUCCACAAGCCAUAUUCACCAGUUUCAAACUGGAGAAGAGUGACUCCAAGCAAACCGAACACCACAAAGAACCGCUGCAGGAGCUAAAAAAAGAACAGUACCACCGCAACGAAGAGGAAGAGCAUGCCAUGAAGCGGGGCGGUGCAAGUCCUUCGAAACGUUUCCUACCCAUGGGUGGCUGGGAACCAGGACCUUCAUCUUUAUUCGGGAUACCUGAUUUCAGAGGAUUUUCACAGCUUUUGGAGAAGCACAUGCGGGAGGUCAAAACGGAGCCAACUGCCACCGUAACGCACGAACUCGAUCUUUCUACUAAGGAUAAGGUUCGGAACCAUCUCAAGUGCGUCGUGUGCAACAACCUGUUCGACAACUUUGCUGACAUUAAAGAACACGAUUGUGCAGGCAAAGUACCAGAGAAACCAUUGCUGACGUUCCCGCCGGGAAUCUCAAUGCACCAGUCAACCUCGCUCCGAAAUCCUUUUCUGCCGGAAUCUGAGGUAAACCGGUUAAUGUAUCAACCGGCACCGGUAGUAAGUCUUCUCCCAGCGUCAUCAUCAUUGACAACCUCCUCGGCUAAGGAAUCGAUUUCGUUGGUUAAAACCACCGGGACCUUCUUUCCGGAUGUGAAUGCGAAUAAGUUGAAAUACUUCUAACGAGGGUGGGUCUGCGCAGUGGGGGAUGUUAUUCAGGGAUAUCAGUCGUACUCAGUUGGUCAUAAGUACAGUAUCUACGUAUGACAGAAAAAGAGAAAUUGUAGAAUAUCAUCGGAUGUUUAGCGUAAUAGGAGUUAGAGGCUUACUUUUUAGGAAACUUGUCAGUAGUAGAAUUAUUCAUACCGUGUCAUAUCAUCAGUUUGUUCUGAACGAAAACGAAUGCCAUAUAUUCAAUUGGCCAUACGACAUGCUCAAAACGAAGAUAUUUUAUAUUUUGUUAUGAAGAGAUGCUUAGAAAUAUAAAUGUAUGCUUAAUUGCGCGAAUAUUUUGGUAUUCGAACGAUUGUGUUAUAUAACCCAGUGAGAGUCAGAAAAGUACUACUAAUUAGAUAAUACAAGUUUACUGUGAU